AUGUCCAGCAAUGAAAAGUCCGGCGAGAGUGCUGCCGAGCUCAGUGGCAACACCUACUACCCGCCGCCGCCGCCUGGCCCUCCUCCGUCACAGCAGGGUCCGCCUGAGCAGCAGCAGCAACAGCAGCAACAUUUGCAGCAGCCUCUCGCUCAGCAGUAUCAGCCGCAUCCCCAGCAGCAGCCAGACCAGCAGCAGUAUUUCCCUCCUCCACCAGGUCCGGCCGACGAGAAGCAGCCUCACGUGCAGCAGCAGCAGCAGCAGCAGCAACCAUACUUUCCUCCGCCGCCGCCAGCUCCACAUGCAGUCGAUGAGACGCAGUCUCACCAGCAGCAUCAACAGCAGCAACAGCAUCAACAGCAGCAACAGCAGCCCUCCUUCCCCCCUCCGCCGCCCGCUUCGGCCGAUGACAAGCAGUCUUACCAGCAGCAGCAGAGCGCAUAUGCCAUACCAGCAUACAAUCCCGCCAAUCCAGCCUUUGCCCCGCCCCCGACAGCUCAACAUGACGCCCAAACACCGACGGGGCAUCCAGGUCCGGCAUCGUCGUACGCUCACCAGCAACCACAACAGCCUCAACACCAGCAGCCGCCGCAGCAGCAACCCUCACAAACUGCUCCCAAAAAGUCCGGCUGGGGCGAUCGCUUCAAGCACUUUGUUAGUGCCGGAGCUGCCGCUCCCAUCAACAGCCUUGCCCACAAGCUCGGCAGCCAAAGCUUCUUGCCCGAGACCCUGGACAAAGAAUGCGACAAGUCAGCCGCCAUCCUGAGAUCUUUCUGCACCAAAGGUGUCUAUGCUGACCCCGGGGCCGGCCAACCCCCAACCUCUACCGAUCCGAAAGCCCACGAGUCUAGCAGCGGCGUCAUUGACCCGACCAAGGAGAAGCCCAAGAACCGCGUCAUUGUCACCAUCCCGCCCAAGGUUAUUUCCAAAGCAGUCGGCCUCGCCAUCUUCACCACUCUCCGUGCUGGCUUCCAGGUCUCUGGCGCCACGGGCUCUGGCGUCCUGAUUGCGCGGCUGCCCGAUGGAUCGUGGAGCCCGCCCUCGGGCAUCCAGGUGCACUCCGUCGGCGGAGGCUUCCAGAUCGGCCUCGACAUUUACGACUGCGUCUGCGUCAUCAACAGCAGGGAGGCCCUUGCCGCAUUCAUGAACACCCGCGUUAGCCUCGGGAGCGACUUGGCCGUCGUGGCCGGGCCCUAUGGUGCCGGGGGCGCCGUGGAUUUCGGCACCGCCGUGCAGCGCGGGAGAGACGACAAGGACAGCAAGGCCACCGCGGCUUCGGACGCGCAGCCCGCAGCCGCCGAAGCCCAGCCCUCGAGUGCGCUCAAGCCCGACGCGGGGGCGGCGUCCAAGGACUCGAAGCGCCGGAGUCUCAGUACCAGCGCCUUCAAGCCCGUCUUCUCGUACGUCAAGUCGAGGGGGUUCUAUGCCGGCAUCCAGGUCGACGGCACCGUCGUCGUGGAGCGCAAGGACGCCAACGCCUCGUUUUACGGAGCUCCCGUCACGGUGCAGCAGAUCCUGCAGGGACAAGUUCCUCCCCAGGGGCCUCGGGACAUGUGGCCCGUUGGCGCUCGCGCGCUGCUCGAGACGCUCCGCGGUGCUGAGGCGGGAGCCCUGGGUCACCACUCGUCUGCAUCUGCAUCUGCAUCUGCAUCUGGGGCGGCAGGUCAUCCGGGGUCUGGAGCUGUGCCCUGGGCGAAUGCGCCGCCUGCGGGUGCUGCACCCGGUGAGGCUUCGUCUGGUGCGCCGCCGGCGUAUGUAGAUGAUGGGAGUCAUGCGCAUGUUGGCGAUGCCAAGUAUGCGUAG
Molecule: messenger RNA, 1800 nt
Organism: Metarhizium brunneum ARSEF 3297
Lineage: Eukaryota; Fungi; Ascomycota; Sordariomycetes; Hypocreales; Clavicipitaceae
Biological process (GO): regulation of ruffle assembly
Cellular component (GO): ruffle membrane
Molecular function (GO): phosphatidylinositol binding
Source: RefSeq, a predicted model, not a curated record